AUGCUCAAACCAACACAACAAUGGAGCUUGGAGAUGGCAGAUUCAUCCUCGAUCUUGAAUCCAGCCGUAUCGCUAAAACGGAAACGAAGUGAUGACUCAAGCAAUGGCCCAUCCGACACACCAAAACCUCCACCCAACGCGUCAUCCUUAGACCGUGCCUCACCUAUUUCCGAUCUCAAAUCCCAGCCAAACGAACCCCUCGAACAAAGCAAAGGGAAAGGAAAGGCGAAAGGGAAGAAAACUGCACCAAAAGCACCAAAGCGGACCCCGUCCGCACCAGUGCCAGACGCUUUGAAGCGCCUUGCUCAGACACACCGAGCCUUGAACCUCAUUUAUACAUUCUGCUGCACGCGCAAACACUUUGCCACCACAUUCGACAACAUCAAAAAGGCAGUCCAAGCCCAAUUAGGCCAGGGCCGAGAACUAACCAUUGAAGAUGUCGCACGGGUGAAAGUUUUGGUCCCAGGGGCCGUCCGAUUCGAGUAUGUGGACGAAGCCAAACUGGAAGUCAUGACCAUGGGCGAUCAGGAAAUGACCCAGUACGGGAGGCCGACACAAAGCCCGGCCUAUGAAGACACCGAAGCAGCCGAACUUGGAAAUGACAUUCUAGGUGAUACGAAGUAUGUGCUGUUAUUUGAAUUUGUAGACGGCGAUCUCAAGCGGGAAGUGCUGCACCCGAAAACAGGACAGCCUACCAAGCCCGUGCGUCGGAUGAAAGAUGAAGAUCUGAAAAUGCCCGUCUACAGUCAAAAGCAGAUGCUGGGAUUGAUCGAGAAGCGGAAUUCGAAAUUCUCGGACGCUAUGAACGCGUUCCUGGUACAAUGCGAAGAUACCCAGACUGAUCCGGUGGAGUGUCUUGAGCAAGCGAAAGAUGCUUUCAUUCCCACUCCUCCUCAUAGUGGAGAAAGCACACCCUUGGCAGCGAAGGCGCCGGCAACGAUUCCCAAAGAGCGAAAACCCAUUGAUGAGAUUUUGGCAGAGAUCCGGGAGAUGGAGUGGUACCAUGCUCAAAUUGUGCCUGAAGGUCAUCGAGUCUUCGAAGCUCAGUCUCCUGCUUUUGGUGAUCUGACGUUCCAGUUGUCACAGGACCUAGUCAAUGCCUUGUAUAACACCAAAGGUAUCACCCAGCUCUAUGCUCAUCAAGCAGAGGCAAUCAAUCACUUGUAUGAUGGUCACAAUGUGAUUGUUUCAACCUCGACAAGCUCGGGAAAAUCAUUAAUCUAUCAAAUCCCCAUGCUUCACGAGCUGGAAAAAGACCCAGAGAGCAGGGGAAUGUAUAUCUUCCCCACAAAAGCUCUCGCCCAAGAUCAACGCCGCAGCAUGAUGGAGCUUCUGCAGUAUAUGGAAGGGCUGCAGCAUACAAUGGUUGAAACCUUUGACGGGGAUACACCAAUGAGCAGUCGGAACCUGAUCCGCGACGAAGCACGCAUUAUCUUCACCAACCCGGACAUGUUGCACAUAACGAUUCUACCACAGGAAGGCUCCUGGCGAACCUUUUUGAAAAACUUGAAAUUUGUCGUUGUCGACGAGUUGCACGUCUACAAUGGCCUCUUUGGUUCCCAUGUCGCUUUGAUCAUGCGACGGCUGCGCAGAAUAUGUGCCGCGGUGGGUAAUCGACAUGUCAAAUUCAUUUCUUGCUCUGCUACUGUUGCAAAUCCCGAGGAUCAUAUGAAAUCGGUCUUUGGGAUAGAAGAUGUGAAGCUUAUUGAUUUUGAUGGGUCUCCUUCUGGUCGGAAGGAGUUCGUUUGUUGGAACCCUCCUUUCAAAGAUCCUAAGGAUCCUACGUCUGGACGCACUGAUACCGUUGCUGAGACGGCCCGGCUGUUCAGCCAAUUGAUACUUCGAGGCGUGAGGGUUAUUGCCUUCUGCCGGAUCAGGCAGCUAUGCGAGGUACUCCUCCAGGCUGUGAGAAAUGAAUUCGACAGACUGGGGCGCAGCGAGGUCGGGAAGAUGGUAAUGGGCUACCGAGGCGGAUACAGUCCUCAAGACCGACGUCAGAUCGAAAAAGAGAUGUUCGAGGGAAAACUCAUGGGCAUAGUUGCAACCAGCGCUUUGGAACUAGGCGUGGACAUUGGCUCCCUGGAUGCAGUCGUGACAAUGGGGUUCCCAUACUCGAUAUCCAAUCUACGUCAACAGAGUGGUCGUGCUGGACGACGCAACAAGGAUUCACUGUCCGUGUUGAUCGGGGAUAAAUUCCCAACAGACCAACACUACAUGCAAAACCCAGAGGAGAUCUUCACACGACCAAAUUGCGAACUCCAGAUCGAUUUGACCAACGAACUCAUCCUGGAAGGCCAUGUCCAAUGCGCCGCAUUUGAAAUGCCCAUCCGCCCAGAAGAAGACAGCAUCUAUUUCAGCCAUCAAAUUCUCGCCCUAGCUCCCACCCGUCUAACCAAAGACCCCCUGGGCUUCUACCACUGCCACCCCCGCUUCCGACCCCAACCCUCCCGCUGCGUCUCAAUCCGCGAUACAGAAGAGCAACACUUCGCCGUAAUAGACACAACCAACAACCGCAACAUAGUCCUGGAAGAAGUCGAAGCCUCCCGUGCCUUCUUCACAAUCUACGAAGGAGGCAUCUUCCUACACCAAGGAACAACCUACCUGGUCAAAGAACUCAACACAGAAAAGUUCUUUGCCCGCGUCCUCCGCGUCCACGUAGACUGGAGCACCACCCAACGCGACUACACAGACAUCGACCCACUGGAAACCGAAAGCAAGCGCAGCAUCCCAGAAAGCCCAACCCACGCAUUCUUCGGCACCAUCCAAAUCCACUCCGUCGUCUACGGGUUCUUCAAAAUAGACAAGAGAGGCCGCGUCCUAGACGCAGUUGCAGUUGACAAUCCGCCCAUCGACCGCCUCACACGUGGAAUGUGGCUUGACGUUCCCACCCGCGCAAUCGACAUCCUCCAAUCCCACAGACUCAAUAUCGCAGCAGCAAUCCACGCAGCCGAACACGCAGUGCUAUCCCUCCUACCUUCAUUUGUGGUCUCAUCGCCAGGCGACGUAAAAACAGAAUGCAAAAUCGCCAAAAAGGAACUCGCCCGUCCACGAGGCAAUAUUCCCAGCGAAUUCGAAGAUAAGCUGAAACCACCUUCUCGGCAACGGCCUGCGCGGCUGGUUUUUUACGAUGCAAAGGGGGGAUCGUGCGGGUCUGGGAUUGCUAGUAAGGCGUUUGAGUUUAUUGGGUUGCUUUUGAGGCGUGCAGUGUCGCGGAUUGAGGGGUGUGCCUGUCUUUCGCCGCAGGGGUGUGUGGAGUGUGUUUGUGAUGAACGGUGUAGGGAUAUGAAUGUUGUGAUGAGUAAGGCUGGUGCGGGGGUUGUGUUACGGUGCUUGUUGGGGUGGGAUGUUGAUGUUGAUGAGUUGCCUUGGGGGGAGGAUGAGGGAUCUGGGGAGUUGGCGGGGGGUUUGGAGACUGUUGUUAGGGCUGAGGAUGUUCCGUGGAAGGCUGGAGUUCGGGCUGAGGUCACGAUGUGA
This is a messenger RNA of Penicillium salamii, 3474 nucleotides long. NCBI's taxonomy places the organism in Eukaryota, Fungi, Ascomycota, Eurotiomycetes, Eurotiales, Aspergillaceae. The record is from the annotation of a GenBank genome assembly.